AUGAUUUAUCGUCUCCUUUCACGCGACUCAUCGAGUGAAAAGUCACCCGAUCCAGAAACCGGCCACCAGAUGAGCAACCGAUUAUCCUUUGUUACAUACUACCUUCUACACCCGAGCACCCAAAUUACCAUCCUGCUGAUGAUUCUCUUCCUGAGUCUGUUGAAUCUGCCCAUGUCAAUCAAGCAACUUGAUCGAAGCUCAUGUGUCGCCAAAUCCGACGCGGAAGACACAUUCGCCACAACGUUCACACAAGAUAAAGCGUUCCAGUCACUUGAUCAUGCGUAUGAUCACUUAUGGGCAGACCUAUCGCUCAAUAAGUCUACGGGUGGUCUCAUAUACCUGUCCAAGGGUGGGAAUAAGUGGGAUCAAGGUGGCAUUAGCAUGUUCCAUCAGUUACACUGCCUCACGAUGAUGCGCCAAGCCCUGCAGUCUGCAAGUGAGGGUCAGGAUAUCGGUAAAGACUGGCAUGACGAUGGCCACUGGCCACACUGUAUGGAUUACUUGGUCAAGAACAUUUUCCAAGGGGCCAUCAAGGAUGAGCUGGUCGCCGAGGUCUCUGCAUCGCCGCAGUCGCGCCACGACCGAUAA
Messenger RNA from Aspergillus saccharolyticus JOP 1030-1, 588 nucleotides. RefSeq lists its product as uncharacterized. Gene Ontology annotation, biological process: mycotoxin biosynthetic process. NCBI's taxonomy places the organism in Eukaryota, Fungi, Ascomycota, Eurotiomycetes, Eurotiales, Aspergillaceae. The coding region runs from base 1 to 588 and encodes 195 amino acids. The record is from RefSeq and is a predicted model, not a curated record. The transcript has 3 exons.